Messenger RNA from Drosophila eugracilis, 1758 nucleotides. RefSeq lists its product as uncharacterized. The transcript is spliced from 3 exons. The record is from RefSeq and is a predicted model, not a curated record. Bases 1 to 1758 code for a protein of 585 amino acids. NCBI's taxonomy places the organism in Eukaryota, Metazoa, Arthropoda, Insecta, Diptera, Drosophilidae.
AUGCUAAAGGUCAAUCCGUUUGCAGAAGGCUACCCCAAGUGGGAACCUCUCGAGUUCAAAGUCUGCACAAAUGAGCCAAGUUUGGUCAGUGUUAUCUACGAUCAUGCCAAGCAACACUACAAACUGCAUCUUAAUGUGGAAGUAUCUUUAAAGCACUUUUCACAUUUUUCGGAUUUUGGAUGCACCUAUACCGAGGUUGUCCCCGGACCAGCAGACGUUCUUGCUUAUCUUAAAUCUCCUGAAUACUUCCACCAGGACUGGAUAGUUCCCAAUCAUUUUCUGGGUGUGAUCGUAGAAUGUCAUGAAAUGGCUAACAAGUCAAGGAUUCUUCAACGGGAUGCCUUCUCCUUCGUUCAAUAUCCAAAGAAUCGCAAUGAGAAGAACGAUCGAGAAAGAGGUGGAGAGUAUCCGAGUGUCUUGCUCUUAGGAAUCGAUAGUAUGUCGCGCAUGAACUUCCGGCGGAGCAUGCCGCUGACCUCAGACUUUGUCAGCCAAGAGGGAUGGUUCGAGAUGGAGGGAUAUAACAAGGUUGGCGAAAAUACUCUGCCCAAUUUAAUGGCCUUACUCACGGGUCGUACUCCAAGGCAAUGGCGAAGCAAAUGUGAUGUGAGAGAGUCCGGUUGCCUGGACAGUCUUGUAUUUCUGUGGAAUCACUUCCACAGCGCCGGCUAUCUAACAGCCUAUGCCGAUGACUCGACCUCCAUCUCCACCUUCAACUACUUGAAGAUGGGAUUCAAACGUCCUCCAGUGGACUUUUAUUUGCGACCCUUUUUGAUGGCCAUUGAACAAACCUUGAAGUAUUUUGACUUUAAAUAUUGCAUUGGCAGAAGGCACAGUUUUAGUUAUGUUUUUGAUUUUGCCAAGCAGCUGAUAGAGCGUUUUGUAUUUGAGCAGCCAAAGCCCCUUUUUGGUGUCUUUUGGACGAGCAGUUUUACCCACGAUGAUUUUCGUGGUGGUGCGAAUUUGGAUCGUCUAUUUGUAGGCUACAUGGAAGAAUUCAAGAAGCUUAGACUAUUCGAUAGAUCUAUUGUGAUACUUUUCAGUGAUCAUGGCUCUAAGCACGGACCUCUGGUUGAGCACUAUACCGGCUUUCUGGAGGAGCGCCAGCCCAUGUUGCAUAUUUACCUACCACCCUGGUAUCGAAGGCGCCACCCAUCGGUGGAGAAGGCUCUGAUUUUGAAUAGGAAUCGUCUGAGUUCUAAUUACGAUCUCCAUCUUGUACUUCCUAGUGACAGAAGUUGCUCGGAUGCAGGCAUUCCCGAUCACUGGUGUACUUGCCAGCCCUUUGUAGGUGUUCAAGUCACUCUUUUCAUCACGAGUCUUGCCAAAUUGGCUGUUAGUCGGAUGAACAAAUACCUGAAGAUGCUGAAUCUCGAUGAAGAUUGCCAGAGUCUUAAGUUAAGUGCAGUUCUAAGGGCCGACCGACAGUUGCACUUCAAUGAGUCGGGAAACGAAAUGGCAUCUCCUAAUAAUGUGGACACCUAUCGGCUUGUCUUUACCACCAAACCGAACAAUGCUAAAUUCAGAUCCACAGUUUAUAGCAGAGAGAACAAUGAAAUCGUGACCAUUCAGACUGAAAUGAUUAGUCGGCUCAAUUCCUAUCGCAAUGAGUCUCAUUGCGUACAGGAUGCUCUGGCCAAGAAAUUCUGUUUGUGCUACAAGGAUCAGUUUCGGAAAGGGAAGGGAGCCUUAAAGGAAAGAAAAUUAAGAUAUGUAAUACAGGAGAACGAGGACGACUUUUAUGACGAAACUAAAUAG